GAGCUGUAAGUUUUAUUUUUUUCAGAAAUCUCUCAGUCAGAACAUGCUAUAUCAUGUUUAGGUGGAAACUAGCUAGCUAACUUCAUACAUACGGCGCUCAGGAUUAUAAGGCGCACUGUCGAUUUUUCUCACAGCACAAAGGGUAUAUUUUUUAGAAAGUAAAUUGAUGCAUUUUAUUUAAAAUUAUUUUUUUAGCAAGUGGCUAAAAGGCAAUGUGGAUUUUAAGAGUUUAAGAGCCUUGAUCUGUCCUAACAGUGACUCCACCAGUUAGCUUUUUUCUUUGUUCGCUGAUCUAAUCAACUUUUACACUGUUUAAUCAUCCAUACAUUAAGAUGGACAUAUGAAGCUGAACCACAGACUUACCUGAACUGCAAGGUUAUUCUCCCAACUGGCAACCAUAGCCUGACAAAGGGCACCUAUUCUGUUCCUUUCCACCUCUAAAUGUAUUAUUGAUGGACCCUACUGAAGUAGCUAUGUGUUAUUUACAGUUUGAAAAUGAAAUAUUGAAAAAAAAACAAAGUCUUUUCCACAAUAGAUCCCAACCAGCCUCAAGAAGAAGGGAGAGAGAUUUAAUUUUGAGCAUCUAAAGAACCUGAAAGUAUGCCAGAUCUGACGUGCUAACUCAGAUGCUGUCUUCCGCUCAUUCUCUGUCUGAAACAACCUGUUUUAGCUCUUUCCUCUUUGAGGCACUUCUUCUGAUUGGCUGACACUAUUAAAGUGAAAGUUUGACCAGCAGGCAGUUCUGAUAUGGCAAAAGAUGGCCAUAUCAGGGAUACCCACUCUCUGUGACAUUAGAAAAAAAGAAGAAGAAAGAAACAGCAUCCUAAAGCCUGAGCAUUUGGCUCACAGGGAUUAGUUGUACAGUCACUGACCUCGUUAUUUAAAAGCAACGCAGGUUCACUUUAAAAGUAUUUUAGAGGACUGUUCUGCUUCCAGAAAACUGGCCUGUGCCCGACUUUCAGUGCCCUGAAAUCUAUAGUAGAGUCAUGAAGUAUUCAGAUUUGUUGAUUAAAGUUGUGUUAUUACCUUUUUCAGUUAUUAACUUUACCUAAAUAAGUUUAAGACCCCUUAAACAACAAAAUCACGAGAGCACACACUGUGUUUAAGGCUUUCAGCUCAGAUUCAAGCUGUUUCAAGCAGACUCCAAUUUUCUGGCUGUGUUCAUCAAAGAUUGCUGUGGGAUUGGGUCAACAUGGACAUGCAGGAUUAUAUAACGCUGAAAACCAAACAUAACAUGUGAGUUCCUGUGGAUCGAACGCCCCUGUCCAUUCAGAUCUAUAUUUCCUUUGUGCGUUGCCCAAGGCACUGUGAUGGUUUGGUGGAAAAUGGAAACCACAGAGCAGCAUACAUCCUCCAGAUAAGACUUAUCACUGCACAUGACAGUUAGAACCGUGGUCACAGAGUGACAGAAACAUGUUCUUGUACUUUACAGGGAUGUGAACACAAGUUAAUUCCUGGGAGGACUUUCAGGUCUCUUCUUUGGCUGUUAAAGGGUUGGCAUUAGUGCUUGAGCAGCUGUCAUUUGCAGGCUGUUCAGCCCCUGGUGUCUGUUCACUCCAGCAUGGUCUGCAGAUCAGCGAGCAGAAAAGUGACAGCAUUAAAGUCAGACGUUUUCAUUGUGGCCUGUGCGCUUUUCUUUUGAAGAAUUUACACUGGAUUGUCGGAGCAGGUCAGUGAUUUGAGGAUUUUCUGUCUCGGUCUGAAUUCAACAUAAGGCAGCCAGCUAAUCCCAUACACUGUGGAAAAAAAAGCUGUUUAGAAAAAAAUAAAUAAGACAAAGCACUCGCAGGCUGACCUUUGGACUCUUAAGUAAAGCUUGUAUCGCUUACACACACAAACACACACACAUACACAUGUCAGGCUGGAAAGAAACAGGUCAUGCUGCUCUGAUUAAGCUGUAAAGGAAAUGUACAUGAAUCCAGAACUGAAAAAUAAAUAUAUAAGGCAGCAGCUCUCAAAAGGGUGAAAAAUAUGGAGCGCAAUUAAAGUCUUUCUGGAACAAACUCUCAAUGCUUGGCAACCAUCUUGGUAACACCUCUUGGCAAUUAUUUUGAAGCCUCUAUAUCAGUGGUUCCCGAUCUUUUUUUGCUAGCCCCCCCUUUGUUUUACAAGAAAAUCUUCAUGAUGUUGCGAUGCUUCAACCUCUGCAUUUGUGUGGGAGCCGUGUCAAAAAACCUGUCCAUUAUGCUAGCAGUGUUGUUAACUUGUACACAACUUUGGUGACAGUGUAGGAUCAAGUGAAGAAGGCCCUGGUAACACAGGCCUACAGACUGGUCCAGGAUCAACUCAUAAUCAUGGUUGCUAGGUAAAAUGUCAUUCCUGGGCCGGUUAGCAAGAAACUCCUUGAGAUUGCUGAUCAGCUGAAACACAAACUGGAAAUACAGACUUCAAAGUAAAAGCUGAGUCUUUUGAAACGUGUUUGAUAAAACAUUCAUUAUGGGCGUUCUCUGUUUCCAGUUUCCUACUGCUACUUUUUGAGUUUUACUACUGCUUGAUGAUUAGUAAGCAGUAAGUAAGUGUUUGCACACAAGUCGGCAUCUUCCUUGUAAAUUACUGGCAAACUCAGCACCUCUUUGCAAGACGAUUUUACCUAACGACAGGCAGCAGCCUUCAGCAAACACCCACCGACUGAUUGGGAAAGACACAUUUUUCCUUCGUCACCAUUGGUUGUAUAGCACCCAAUAUGGAAGACUUUUCCCUAAAAGUCUCAGCUUUUUAAGCUGUUGCAGGAUUUUCCUCUCUUUAAUUAGAGGGAUAUAUCAGAGCUUCUGUGUGGAUAUAUCACUGAAACAGUGAAGAGCAACCUGACUUUGAACUUAUUAUGCACUUGUUAUAAAAAUCAAGAGAUGCACGAUUGGCUGAAAACACACCAAAAUGUGGUUUGUGCCAGGAGAUGUGAUGUCACUUGUGGCGUGAACCACCGACCACGAGGGCAACAGCAGCGGGUAGGACGAAGGCUUUACUUUCUCUGAGGUUUUAACUAAAACCAUCACCAACAGGGGGCAGAAUUUCACCAGUGUGUGGUCGGUAGAUGCCCGCCUAAUACAGCCCCCCCCCCUACCGCCCACACUACCACACUACCACCCACCUCCUUUGUUGGGCUUUUGUUGCUCUUUAAAAGUCAUCAAGCUUUUGAGCCUUUGUCAGGUUUGAUAAACUGGAUGGCACAGUGAUACAUAAACUUGUGCUCCCUUCUUUAAAGUCACUACACGUUUAUUUAGCCCAUAUUUUACUGCUUGUGUUUGGAUGUAAUUAGAAACUUAAUUUUUAAAGGUCAGCGCCUCGCCUGUGGGGAGCGCAGCGCCGUGACGAAGCAGCAGCAGAUGCAGUAGCCCUAUUCUUUUAAAGUAGGAGAUAAGGUUUAAUUUAAUGGCUUUUUGAAUGUCUGCUGCAGCCCGUGACCACUUUUAUAAGCUCACAAUCACAGGUUUGCACAGACACAGCAGCAUGGAAACAUUUAAUUGUUUUUUUGUGUUUUUUUGUGUCUCACUGGCUGCAUACCUGCAUGUCAUCAGAAUGAGAGGAUGAGAAACACAUAGCAACUUGCCACGCAAGGAGAGUUAUCUUUUUCAGUCUUCAUGACAAUGCCAGGUCGGGGUCAGGUGACCGUGGAGUCAGCACUCCUUUGAUCUUCUUUGGUCUUCAAAGCUUUGAGGCGUGUUUGGGCUCAUUAUCCCAGUGCAUUUUGAAUCCUUCUUCACAGAGAUGCAAACCAGAGGAAUAACAGAGUCUAUUUGACUUUAAUCUUCCCACCAGCAUGUUUCACUCUGCAUUUGAUCCCCUUAAGACUGGGUGAGUAAUCGGGUCUUUAAUUUCACUAACAAUUUCUAAUGAAACUGAAAGUGUGAUAAUCAGGAUUAAAAAAUAUAUAUUCUUUUUUAACCACAAAGCUCUCAAAACUAUCAAAAUUAGCCUGCCAAAGACUCCAAUCUUUCCCACUGGACAGCUUUGGAAAAUGUGAAAAAAGACAUAAAUUUUAGACUUUUAACUGUAUUUUGAUACAAAUUACAGCUUGUCCUGCUCACCCACAGUCAUUCAUACUACAGUAAUAAAAGUAAGAGACAAACAAGCAAGCGACAAGAAAGUUCUGAUUUAUUGUAACAGGGAUGUCUAGGCAGUGAGCUACAACAAGUCUUUCAAUAAUUUUUCACGUCUUACAAUUUAAGCCCAAAGAGCCGCGCUGACACAUUUAUUUAAUUUCCUACAGCAGCUUUUCAUUAUCAGAUCGUAAAACUGAGGCAUACUGUUGAAAUUGCACUUGUUUUUCGACUGCCAAGAUAUCUCAGGGAUUGCAGUUUAACUACUUUACACUGACAGAAAGGGGAGUUUCACCAGUUAGGAUCAAAGUGCGCUGCAUAUGGAUCCCAAUGUAAAAUUAGUUUGACAUCCCUGAUCUAGAAGAAAGUUUCUGUAUGCAAACCUGUUACAUACAGUUCUCCAGUAGUGGAGCAUUGCCAUAGGUGAUGGUUGUCAACUUUUCACGGUGCUCCCUUUGUUUCUCCUGCUGCUACCUGAGUCUCUAGUUGUGCCCUACAGUAAAGGCCCCUUCAGAGUCAAAAACACCUGUUAGCCUGACCUUUUUAUCCCCAUCCACCUUCGUUUUUCUUUAAAUCAUCAUUCAAAUUAUACCUGAAUUUCAUGCAAAUUCCCAGAAAGGAUGUGUUUUUAAAUGAUGUUAAAUGAUGUUUUUAAAUAAAAUGAUGUUAAACUGAAGAUAAAAAUGUUCAGAUAAUUAUAAUUAUGAUCUUUACGAUAAGCCAGCAGACCUCUUGUGUUAUUAUUCUCUUUCUCUUUAUUGCCUCUGACUGGGAUUUAGUCAAGUACAGUGAAUAUUAGUUGAGUGAAUUAUGUCAAAAGGAAUUUUUUUCUCCAUAGUUCACUGUGAAAUGCCGGUUCAUGAUAUUUAGCCUUGUUUUCCCUUUUGGGAAAACUUUCAGAAAAGCCCCUCGUCCUCAGAAUCUGCUAAUAGGGGCUCACUUUUUACUAUUCACUGUUCUCUCUCUAUUUGGUUCCAUCUUUAUUAAGGUAUGACAAAAAAUAACUAAAGAAAGGAAAUGAUACCUGACUUCAGUGUGUAUACAUACACACACAUGCGGAGCGUAUAUCUUUCUACACAUCCCUGUAACACGUAUAACCAGAGCAACAAAUGAAGCAGUUUCAUCCUACAAAUUGAGCAUAAAGUUCAGAAUGUCAACAGAGUGAUGCUCAACCUUAAUCCUCUUCAGAUCAGCUGAUCUCAGUGCCUGCCCACAUCAGCUGAUUUCUCGUCAACACAUCCCAUUGGUAAAUCUCACACAGGGAAUACUAUUCAAGCUGCUUUUGUCACAGUCCCAUGGUUCUGUGCUGUUUGUCACUUUUGAAUUCCCUUUUUGUUUUCAGUAGUGCUUUGGACACGUUACAUUUCAGUUUUUUUGUAGUAUUUAGAGAAAUUCUGAUUCAGUGUUUAAUUAAUAAAAUAAUAGCUUAUUAAAUGAUCUACAGCUGGGCUCUAACAUCUUUGCCUGAGACAAAUUGGGUAUUAGGAAGAAUUCAAUGAUGAGUGGACCAGCAGCUCUUUUAGUUUUUAGCACCUGCAGCCCGAGGGAAUGACUGCUUUCACUGCCUGGGAUCACACCGCUCAAUAUGUGUUAACAGAAGGCUCUGAGAUGUUGUGGCUGCUGCUCUGUCUGCUUCCUCCCGUGAGUUACGGCAGGAUCGUCGCCCAGAACAACGCUCACACCGAAAGACACAACCAUGAGGCGACUGGUGGCACCACGACAAGGCCUCACAUCUACUUCUGCCGCUCGCCAAACAUGGAGGACUUCACCUGCUGGUGGCAUCCACUCAGCAACCUGACAGAUGGAGAGGAAGUCACCCACAUCCUCACCUACUCCAAAGAGAAGGAAGCCAAACUGGAAUGUCCAGACUAUGUGACUGGCGGCCCCAACAGCUGCCACUUUGACAGCAGCCACACAUCUAUAUGGAUGGUGUACUGUUUGACCGUGACCGCCAUAACCACCCACAGAAACUACACCUCCAAGCAGCACUGCCUGGACGUGGCGGAAAUAGUUCAGACGGAAACACCAGUCAACCUGACCUACAACCUGACAGACGUCGGUGGUGAUGAAAUGGGCCACAAUGCGCUGAUCUCCUGGACCUACCCGGUGCCUGCCCAUGUGCAGUACGGUUGGAUCACGCUGGUCUAUGAGCUGCAGUACAGACGUAUUACCGAGCCAAACAACUGGAAGGUGAAGUAUCCUCUGCGUGAGCCUCAGGUGGAGCUGCUUGGACUCCCGGUGGACGACUACGUGGUCCGAGUUCGUUGCCGUGCGCAGCACUCCAAGCUGUGGAGUGACUGGAGCGCCACGCUGGUGAUGAGCAUCCCCCCGAGGCAGUCUGCAGGUAAAUUGCUGGUGCUGAUUCUGGUGACUGGAGUUGGCGUUGUGGCUCUGCUUGUUAUCACCUUCAGUAUUGUUCUACAAAGCAAGAGAAUAAAAGAGUACUUCCUGCCACCCAUUCCAAAGCCACGGAUCAUCGGGAUUGACCCAUUGCUCCUGAAGAAGGGGAACUUGGACGAAAUCAACCGCCACUUCAGUAACUUCCACAGCUACAGGCCUCCAAGCUACUCUGAGGAAGUCUGGGACCACGUCAGCACUGAUGACAUCUAUCUCACCACACCGAAGCACAGCAGCGAUGCACACAACCCUUCGGAAUCAGAGAGGGACACCUUAAUAGUUCCCUGCAACCCGGCGCCCUUAGAAGUGUCCACCCGGCAUCAGCUCACAGCUCUAAACCCAAACUCGUACAUGCAGAAUGUGCCACCUUACUGCUCUUUACCCAAUGAAGCCUUCACCCCACCUCUGAGUAUUCCUUCCCCGUGGCCGAUGCCAGAGAUCGUAUCACUGCCCCGGACGGACUACAGCAUGAUGGAACAUCCCAGCCUUUCCAACACCAUCCCCACUCCAGACCUCACUUUCAGCACCAGCCCCUCACCGCAGGACUUCUACACCUGUGUCCAGCUCUUAAAUGAAAGUGGUGAGGUGCAUCUAGUGCCAUGCUUGCCGCCGCCAUACUGCAGGGAGUUCCCACCUCUCCCAAGGGCUAAUUUAGAUACUGCAGAGAAGGAGGAGAAAAAGAAGACAACCAACCACCAAACUAGGAAGAAUGAUGGUGGCAACUCUGAGAAGAGUGAGGCGGCUGUCCCUCUGCUGCCUGUUGCUGUUGACAACAGUGGCUGAGUCACAGGAAGGAGAUCCAUAAACUUUGAGAAAAUGCGUCUAACGCAGAGACUUUUAAAAUAUGCAAAGUAAAAUCUCCUGUAACCUGCUGGUUUGACUGGAAAGAGAUACUGUUCUGUUCCACACCAUUCAAGCUUCAAAGAAGAAGAGCACCUGGUUGACUUAACAACAGGAAGUAAAUCUGCAAGCUCAAAGAGCCUUUUUUUUAGCUUGCUAACAUCCUGAUCUAGUAUUGGAAACCAUUUAAAAGACUAUGGACCAACAAUACUGAUGCAAUAAAGAACAUUAUGUUUCGAUGACCAACAUUUGGGCCCUCACAGUAUUGAAACUGAUCAUUUCAAAGACACUUGGCUAAAUUUUAAGCUUCACAUGCACUAUGCUAGAGCUAAAAUCAAAGAAAUCAAUGGUUAAGAGGAAAAAAAUCAAGACUAAAUUAAUACAAGCAAGCACGUCAUCCACAAAAGCUGGAUUUCCUGAUGAGAUUAACACUGAGCUCUAUUUAUGGGUAAUGGAGUUCAUCAAACUUGAGGAAGCGUAACUGUAAAUAAAAUAAUAUAAAUGUCACUUUACCACUCGCUGCUUUUCCCCAAAGCUUCUCAUUCAGGGUUGUAUGUCUUCUCAGGAAAAAGUGCAAUCUGAUGUUGAAGGGUGUUUGAUUUACGGGGAUUGUUUAACUUUCAUCCCACUGUUUUCUCUAUCAGUGUCAUUAAAGCAACAUCUGGUGCAUAUUACACAUAUAUGUUACAAAGCUGUAAAUAUGGCAAUCUUCAUGUCCAGGAUAUCAACUUAUUCCAUUGUGUAGUACUUACAUGUGCCGGCCUUGUAGGGGAAUAUUUGCAUCACACUCUGCAUCACUUCCAGAAUGUGAGUCUGGCACAUUUCAGUGGGUGUCCCAGACUGGGGAGGAAUAAAAAAA
Messenger RNA from Haplochromis burtoni (Burton's mouthbrooder), 8133 nucleotides. Its product is annotated as prolactin receptor. Gene Ontology annotation, cellular component: external side of plasma membrane. The record is from RefSeq and is a predicted model, not a curated record. Lineage: Eukaryota; Metazoa; Chordata; Actinopteri; Cichliformes; Cichlidae. Gene Ontology annotation, biological process: cytokine-mediated signaling pathway. Gene Ontology annotation, molecular function: protein binding; cytokine receptor activity.